Phlebotomus argentipes is the source of this 778-nucleotide messenger RNA. RefSeq names its product NEDD8-conjugating enzyme UBE2F-like. The transcript is spliced from 4 exons. NCBI's taxonomy places the organism in Eukaryota, Metazoa, Arthropoda, Insecta, Diptera, Psychodidae. The record is from RefSeq and is a predicted model, not a curated record. Bases 138 to 647 code for a protein of 169 amino acids.
AAUGGCUGAGCUGUCAAAGUCUCCUUGAAAAAGUGUGCAUUUUUGUAAAUAUUCAGAAUUGUAGUGUUUCUUGGGCUGUUCAACCAUGUUCUGUGUCUAAUAAUUGGGCAAAACGGGCAAGGCAGUGGGGCAGCACGAUGAUCUCGCUGACCAGGAAGACAGAGCGUGUCUCCAAGCGAAUUUCCGUCCGGGAUCGACUGCUGGUGAAGGAGGUGCAGGAAAUGGAGCAAACUCUGCCCAGCACGUGCAGAAUACACUUUGGUGAUCCACACGUUCUCAGCGAGUUUUCCCUGACGAUUCUCCCGGAUGAAGGUUACUGGCAAGGAGGGAAGUUCCAGUUCACGGUUUCCGUGCCGGAAGAGUACAACAUGACGCCUCCAAAGGUAAAGUGUCUGACAAAGCUGUGGCAUCCCAACAUCUUCGAAGGAGACAUCUGUCUCUCGCUCCUGCGACAGAACUCCAUCGAUGGCAUGGGUUGGGCCCCAACCAGACGGUUAAAGGACGUGAUCUGGGGACUGAACUCUCUCUUCACGGACCUGCUCAACUUCGAUGAUCCCCUGAAUAUCGAAGCGGCGGAACAGUAUCUGCAGAACAAGUCGGAUUUCCAAAUGAAAGUCAAGGAAUUUGUCCAAUUGUACGCCAGAUGAUGACUUCCAGCCUCAUAAAGAUACUCAAAUGUGAGAGAAAUCGUGUAAUGUGAAUCUCUUCCUAUUGUCAGAAAUUUCUUAACUAGGAUUAUAUUCAAAUUAAAUGAUAAUUAGGAAUUGUUAGGGUAUUU